UUUUUUCUGGACAGAAUAGAUUGCCUAGGAAAUUACUUUCGUAGUUAUAGUUAUAUAAUGGAAGAGAAACCCGUGAAUCCCAAUGAAUACCUCGAAAUACCCAAGUGGGUGAAUGAGGACUACUUCCAGCCCAUUCUCGAGAAGGAUGUGAGCGGCUUUCAGAAGAUCAUCCGCUUUACACCCAUUGCGGCCACGGCUCCGGGUGAUAACUAUGCCUCCAUCAUGAUUAGAGUACAUAUUGACACCCUGCUGAAUGAUGGUAGCGAGCAAAAGAUAUCAUAUAUACUGAAGACCCAGCUGGACGUUAACAAGGGAGGCGCCAUGAUCAGUCAGAUGGGAUUUUUCGGCAAGGAAAAGGAAAUGUACAAGGACCACAUACCGCAGUUUGUGAACCUCUACGAGGAGGCGGGAUUGAACAUUGAGCUGGCCCCAAAGUGCGUGCACAUUGGGGAGACUCCCGAGAGCAUCACCCUGGUCUUUGAAGAUCUGAGUCGGCAGAAUUUCAAGAAUGCCGAUCGUCUGAAGGGUUUCGAUAUGGCCCACAUGCGUUGCGUGCUCCGGAAAUUGGCAGAACUCCAUGCGGCCUCGGCGGUCAAUCGUUUACUGAUCGGGCCCUACGCUUCGAGGUUUUACGACUCCUUUUUUAAUGAAGAAAAUAGGCCGAUGUUGACCAAGAUCCGAGAAAUACGUGAGCCUCAAUUUGUAAAAGCCAUGCUCGAGUGGGGUGUUCCCGAUGUCGAAAGAUACCUUAAGAAAUCUCUGACGCCCUCACAGUACUUUAAUGCGGGGCUAAAGCUAAGCCAAGUGGAUGAGAGCGAGUUCAAUGUGCUGAACCAUGGUGACUGCUGGUCCAACAACAUCAUGUUCAAUUACAAGGAGAAUGGAGAGAUCGACAGGACAAUUUUUGUGGAUCUGCAGGUGGCCAAAUGGGGCUCUCCAGCGCAGGAUCUUUGGUACAUGAUCAUUACCUCCGCCUCGCUGGACAUCAAAGUCAAAGAAUUCGAUCAUUUCAUUCAAAUCUAUCAUGAACGUCUGGCCGAGUGUCUGAAUAUCCUUAAUUACUCGAAGCCCAUUCCCUCUUUGAGGGAUAUCCAAACACAGAUGUUGAAGUACGGUUUUUGGGGUCCUAUUACGGCAAAUGGUGUGAUGGUGAUCGUCCUCUUUCCGUCGGAUAAGGACGCCAACAUGGAAAAGUUAAUGGGUGUCGGUCCGGAAGCAGAAGCUCUUCGAGACAGGAGCUUCAGAAAUCCCUACUAUGCCAAGGCGAUGACACAGUUGCUUCCGUUCUUCGAUAACAAGGGUCUCCUGGAUGAGGAGUAGUAUGAUAUAUGUAUACUGUUUGAUUUAAUGUGUAGCUUGUAACAUAUUGUACGUACAUAUAUGAAUCGAUUCUAUCCUCUAUCUGUACUCAGGUCUCGUCUAGAUUUGU
Messenger RNA from Drosophila persimilis, 1429 nucleotides. RefSeq lists its product as uncharacterized. NCBI's taxonomy places the organism in Eukaryota, Metazoa, Arthropoda, Insecta, Diptera, Drosophilidae. The coding region runs from base 58 to 1320 and encodes 420 amino acids. The transcript is spliced from 3 exons. The record is from RefSeq and is a predicted model, not a curated record.